CAAUUUUGUCUCUUCAAAAUAUGGGGUGCAGUUCCGCCUUUCACCACUAGAGGUUGACAUUAAGUUUGUCAACAGUUUGUUUGGACUUUUUUUGGUGACAAAGAAGAAGUUUAAGAUUUUUGGGGGGGUUGAGGUACUGGCCCUUUUUGUUCCGCUGGAGAACCCUGCUUGAACGUUGAGUUGGAGAACACACUAAGUAAGAAAUCCCAGCUGCGUGGACCAUCGGCAAAUCCACCGUCCACGGCGGAAUCACGCCGGAGUAAUAGCGAUCAGAAUCAAGGCGUUCCAGCGCUGCCGUAGCAGAUUCAGGGUCAACGGGCAAAGCAGCAACUGCCUGCUACUGUCGCGUUAGCCUCAACCCCUCUCUGCGGGUCUGGGGGGGGGGGGGGUCGGCUGGGGAGGUAGGGGGCGGGAGUACACCGAGAAAGGGGACGACUCAACACCGACAGGAGGGGGCUGGAAGUCUGAAACACUUCCAACCUGAAGGGGCCGGCGGUUUGGCCACAGCACCCAGGAUUAGCUAGCUUGCACCGUUGCGGCUAAGUGAAUGGGAUCAUGGAGCCGGGACCGUCUGGCGCUGUGCCCUUGGGGGUCUUCCCCCCUCCCCUCCAGCAGGUGUUUCAUGCCCCCCGCCGGCCAGGUAUGGGCACCGUGGGGAAGCCCAUCAAGUUGCUCGCCAACUACUUUGAAGUGGAGAUCCCAAAGAUGGACGUCUAUCACUACGAGGUGGACAUUAAGCCUGACAAGUGCCCACGGCGAGUCAACAGAGAGGUGGUGGAGUACAUGGUGCAACACUUUAAGCCCCAGCUCUUUGGUGACCGAAAACCCGUCUAUGAUGGCAAGAAGAACAUUUACACGGUGCUAGCGCUUCCCAUUGGGAGUGAGAAGGUGGAUUUUGAAGUAACAAUUCCUGGUGAGGGUAAAGAUCGAAUCUUUAAGGUGUCCAUUCGUUGGCUGGCCAAGGUGUCAUGGCGCCUGCUGCAGGAGACUCUAGUCAGCGGGCGGCUGCAGGUUCCCCUCGACUCGGUUCAAGCCUUGGAUGUGGCCAUGCGUCACUUGGCCUCUAUGAGGUACACUCCAGUGGGGCGCUCAUUCUUCUCCCCACCUGAAGGAUACUACCACCCACUUGGCGGGGGGAGGGAAGUCUGGUUUGGCUUUCACCAGUCUGUGCGUCCUGCCAUGUGGAAGAUGAUGCUGAACAUUGAUGUGUCUGCCACGGCCUUCUACAAAGCCCAGCCUGUAAUUGAGUUCAUGUGUGAGGUUUUGGACAUACGCAACAUUGACGAGCAGCCCAAAACGCUCACAGACUCACAGAGAGUUCGCUUCACAAAGGAGAUCAAAGGUUUGAAGGUUGAGGUGACGCACUGUGGGCAAAUGAAAAGGAAGUAUCGUGUAUGCAAUGUCACAAGGCGUCCUGCCAGCCAUCAAACAUUUCCUCUCCAGCUUGAAAGCGGGCAGACAGUAGAAUGUACAGUGGCCCAGUACUUCAAGCAAAAGUACAACUUGCAGCUUAAAUACCCCCACCUGCCCUGUUUACAGGUUGGCCAGGAGCAAAAGCACACCUACUUGCCACUAGAGGUGUGCAACAUUGUAGCAGGUCAGCGGUGCAUCAAGAAACUGACAGAUAACCAGACCUCCACUAUGAUAAAAGCCACAGCCCGCUCUGCACCAGAUAGGCAGGAGGAGAUCAGCCGGCUGAUGAAGAAUGCAAACUUCAACUUGGACCCAUACAUCCAGGAGUUUGGGAUCAAGGUGAAGGAUGACAUGGCUGAGGUGACGGGCAGAGUUCUGCCGGCUCCUAUUCUGCAGUAUGGAGGACGGAACCGUGCCAUAGCGACUCCUAACCAGGGAGUUUGGGACAUGAGGGGAAAACAGUUCUAUAACGGCAUAGAGAUAAAAGUCUGGGCAAUCGCCUGCUUUGCCCCCCAGAAACAGUGCAGGGAAGAAGUGCUCAAAAACUUCACGGACCAGCUGCGUAAAAUCUCAAAGGAUGCUGGAAUGCCAAUUCAGGGCCAGCCUUGUUUCUGUAAAUACGCCCAGGGUGCAGACAGCGUGGAACCAAUGUUCAGACACCUGAAGAACACAUACUCUGGACUACAGCUCAUCAUUGUCAUUCUUCCAGGAAAAACUCCAGUCUACGCUGAAGUAAAGCGUGUGGGAGACACUCUUCUUGGCAUGGCCACCCAGUGUGUUCAGGUGAAGAACGUGGUGAAGACGUCACCUCAGACCCUCUCCAACCUCUGCCUCAAGAUCAAUGUGAAGCUGGGAGGCAUAAACAACAUUCUGGUGCCUCAUCAGCGUUCAGCAGUGUUUCAGCAGCCUGUUAUCUUCCUGGGAGCAGAUGUCACCCACCCCCCAGCUGGAGAUGGCAAGAAGCCCUCAAUUACUGCAGUGGUGGGCAGUAUGGAUGCCCACCCCAGCCGGUACUGUGCCACAGUGCGGGUCCAGAGACCCAGGCAGGAAAUCAUCGAAGAUUUAUCUUACAUGGUGCGCGAACUGUUAAUUCAGUUCUACAAGUCGACCCGAUUCAAGCCCACCAGGAUCAUUUUCUACAGGGAUGGUGUUCCUGAAGGUCAACUGCCACAAAUUCUCCACUAUGAGCUUCUGGCCAUCAGAGAUGCAUGCAUAAAGUUGGAGAAAGACUACCAGCCUGGUAUCACGUACAUCGUGGUACAAAAACGCCACCACACACGCCUCUUCUGUGCCGACAAAUCUGAGAGGAUUGGUAAGAGUGGCAAUAUUCCUGCAGGGACUACAGUGGACACCAGCAUCACUCAUCCCUUUGAGUUUGACUUCUAUUUAUGUAGCCAUGCAGGCAUCCAGGGCACCAGCCGGCCGUCUCAUUACUACGUCUUAUGGGACGACAAUCGUUUCACCGCUGAUGAGCUGCAGAUUCUAACCUACCAGUUGUGCCACACCUAUGUGCGCUGUACCCGCUCGGUCUCCAUCCCGGCACCAGCCUACUACGCUCGUCUUGUGGCCUUCCGUGCCCGCUACCAUCUGGUAGACAAAGAACACGACAGCGGGGAGGGCAGUCACGUGUCGGGUCAGAGUAAUGGCCGGGACCCCCAGGCACUGGCCAAAGCUGUUCAAAUUCACCACGACACUCUGAGGACCAUGUACUUCGCCUGACCUCCACCAGCCAUCGUUCUCUCCCACCUCAUUUCUACCUGAGUAGGCCGACCGCCCACUCUCACCUCAUCCCCAUCCCUUACUCCCAACAACUGCCCACUACACACACACACACACACACACACACACACACACACAUUCCACAGACCUGUCAAUCAGUUGUUCAUUUCAAGAAACAAAGUUAUUUUCUGUGAACAGAAGCAGACUCUGACACCUAAUGCACUCAAACAUAUUGAACAUUGUCUCUUUAGUUUUUUUUUUGUUUUGUUUUUUUACUUCACCAGCACAAUUGGUCUUUUUUAUGUUGAAUUGUUUAAACCGUUGGGUAUUGUUAUGUAAUUGUACAAUAUGCUACCUUCACUCUCCGAUGUAUGUAAGUAUGCAAUACAGAUGGGAGGAAAUAGAAGCGAUGGAAAGGAGAAAACAAAAAGUCCAAAAACAUUUGAACUGCCACCACUAUGCUGCCUCGUUACCCAUCCGAAAGCUGGAUGCCAGUGUUCUAGAUCCUGUGGUAUGGGGAUCUUCAAGAGGGAUGCACAUGGGCACGCACACUUACAUGUAUCAUUUUUAGCAUCUUCAUGAACUACAUUUGUGUUUUUAUUCGUUUUUUUUUUUAAAUGUUUUUUUUUUAAACAGCCUUGAGGCAUUUGAGGUAUGGUACAUUAGCACUUAGUGUUAGCAUGUAGGUGCUAGGAGUACUACACAUAAAGAUUUUCUUAGUAGAUGUGAGGCGAACCCUCUAGUCUUUAUUUUCGCAGAGGCGGAGGGGACAGGUGUAGCAAACUGUAGUUUAAAGGAGAAGGUGCUGUUUCACUCUCUGUCCUGAUUGGCCAGUCCCUAGACAUUUUGCUUAUAGAGCUAACCUUAGCGUAACAGUAGAGAAGGACCAUUUGCAUAGAGUGUAUCAAAUGUACUUGCACCCCAUGCACCUAUACCAGCAUUUUUAACCAGCCAAAACUGAUGCCAACCAAUAGAAAAAAAAGGGGCACUUAAACAGGAAGAUAAUCUUACUUCUGUAGACAUUGCUCUUUUUAAAAAUGUAUGAGGCACUUUUUUAUUUACUUUUUUCUUGAUUUAUUUUACUUUAAAAUAAUGAACCUCUUCCACAAGACUGUACACCUACGUUUUUAUAGUUUACGGCUAGAGUUUCCAAUGCUUUCAGAACAAAGGUAGUAAUAAGCGAGGUCAACAUCUUAUUUUUAAUUUAGAAAAAGGGGGGAUAGAAAAAGUUAUUCAGUGCUGAAAAGUUUAACUUUGAUUCAGACACUGACCUUGCUCAAGUCAUUCUGCACAUUUCUACUUAUCAGUGAAGAUGACGUCAGAGCAUGUUCGCUUCAUCCACCCACAAAAGUCUUUGUGUAUCUAUACAGCAAUCUUCCAGCUGCUCUGUUUCUACACAAAGCUCUGUCCUCUGCAGGCUUUUACAAUUUAGCCUGAAAAAACAAGCACACACACAAAAAUCCCAUAUUUAAUGACCAUUGUGGUCAAAUGCACUUCCUGUUGGUCUUUUUUUUAUUUUUCUCCAUGCAAGCCAAAAUAUCAUUCAUCAGCCUUUGUACCAUUAAUAUGUAGCCUUGCUGACAGUUUUCACUUUUGGCACUUCAUACCUGCAGCAUCCCCCUGUUCCAAUCCCCUAGCCUGUAAGCCAAUCCCUAUUGGUGCUCUGUGUGCAUGGGCUGCACAGACUGGGGAUUGCUCUGAUGGACAGAGUGGGCCUUCAUUUACAGCUACUUAAUAAUAUACUCUGCCUUUACAUCUGGAUUUAUGGAUUAAAAAAAUGCAUGUAAUUAUUGUUUUUUAAUUUUUAUUUUAUUUUGAUGACUGAAUAUUCUGAGCCACCUUACUUUUGUUUUCUUAGAGGUAGGAGUCUUGUGCUCAAUUGUUUUUGCCUCCGUUGUUUUUGCCUCAAUUGUGUAAUGGUUAUAAAGACUGCUAUUUCUUUUGUCAUGAUUAUGAAUAUUGUAACUAUUGUGGGAGUGUAUCCUUAGGGGGGCGCUGUUGAGACUGUCUCAAAAUUCCACCUCAGUUGCCCUUUAAACGCCUCAAAUCUUGUCUGAUCUGAGCCCUUAAACAUAAGAUGAGAUAUCAGAGGAGUUUGAUUUUUAAAUCAUGUUUAUGAACUUGCAUAAUCAGAAUGCCUUUGUACACGGGUUUACUGAUCCUUCAUAGUGUCCAAGGUGAUUUGUAUAUAUAAAUAUAUAUAUGAUAUUUACCUGUUAUGUAUUUUGGCCCAACAAAUGCUGGGCCUUUCACAGCUGGGGCCAAGUGUUUUACUUCUGUGCUAAACAAACAAACAAACAAAACUGUCGGGGGGCAAUUUCCCUGCACCAUGGAAACCAGAUGCAGUUCUUCACUCACCGAAGCCACAAAAGCACCUUGCAAAGGGGGACACAAAAUGGUGGUCACCCUGGAAAUGUAUUGUGGACACAGAGAGCCCGCUCUUCUCCACGCAGCCUCACGGUUUGACAAAGCAAUAUUUAAACCACUGACCAAGAACCGUUCUUGUCAUAGCACUUCCCAAUGGAUUUGAAUGAAAUGACAUGGAAACAUUUUAUUUUGGCUCUGUGUGUGACGGUAUGAGAACUGUUGGUAGGGUUAUUUUUUAAGAAAAUAAAAUUGUUUUUUUUAAAUGAC
Oryzias latipes (Japanese medaka) is the source of this 5766-nucleotide messenger RNA. It is a transcript of the gene ago1, whose product is annotated as argonaute RISC component 1. The record is from RefSeq and is a predicted model, not a curated record. NCBI's taxonomy places the organism in Eukaryota, Metazoa, Chordata, Actinopteri, Beloniformes, Adrianichthyidae. Gene Ontology annotation, molecular function: RNA binding; protein binding.